Messenger RNA from Penicillium maclennaniae, 492 nucleotides. Its product is annotated as Zn(II)2Cys6 transcription factor domain-containing protein. The transcript is spliced from 2 exons. NCBI's taxonomy places the organism in Eukaryota, Fungi, Ascomycota, Eurotiomycetes, Eurotiales, Aspergillaceae. The coding region runs from base 1 to 492 and encodes 163 amino acids. The record is from RefSeq and is a predicted model, not a curated record. Gene Ontology annotation, molecular function: zinc ion binding; DNA-binding transcription factor activity, RNA polymerase II-specific. Gene Ontology annotation, biological process: regulation of DNA-templated transcription.
AUGGGCGACGUAGGCAAGUUUAGGCCGAUUGCGCCUCGGACCGUUCCUCCACACGGCGGAAGUGGGAGCCCUCAACCGCCGAAUGGCAACGGAGGUGCCUCUGAUGACGGCAGGAUGAAAAGGGCCUCGACGGCCUGUAAAGAGUGCCAGAAACGUCGAACAAGGUGUAGCAUGAGUCCCUUAAGUAAUAGCUGCACUGAAUGUGAGACACAUGGUCGCGAGUGUCUCUACGAUGAAACGUCGGACAAGCGCCGCAAAGCAGCGGCCAAGCGGACCCAGGAAGAUCUCGCCAACCUACGCGAAUUCGUAGAACAACUGCUACAUCUCUUACGGGCUGGCGACAACAACACCGUCCAACAUCUUAUCCACCGGAUUCGAUCCGGUGCCUCGCAGGAAGACAUUCGCGCCAUCACCCUUCAAUACCUGACUCAGACCGGUCAACUCAACCCCAAUAUGGUGAACAACAACAACAACUUCUUCGAUGAUCGAUAG